AUGGCUGCUUCAUGGCUUAACCAACGAGACGCUGUUGAUGCUGAAUAUUCUCUGUUGACGGCAUGUUGUGCUCUUUCCCAGGCUGCUUAUGCAAAGGAUACAACCGAAUGUCUGUAUCGGCUCAAUGAUGAAUUAAAAGAAAUUCCCCAUAACAUUCAUACUGUAUUACUUGCGGAAAACUUUGUGCGCCCCUAUGUGCGAGCGUAUAACAUUGAUCGCAAUGAAGUGUACAUCGCUUUCCGUGGUACAACACCCGAUUUCAAGUCGUUGCGUCCAAGCUUAAACGCAGUUAGUAUGCCCAAUGAUUUUGAAGGUAAUUUUCAAGCUGGUUAUCUGAAGCAAGCUGGUGAAUUUAAACUCGAACCUUAUUUGCAUCUUCUUUCGCAUAAUACAAAUGUUCGCCUAGUCUUCACGGGACACUCACUAGGUGGUGCUAUCGCUGCCAUUGUAACAGCGCUCAUGGUAUCUCAUCUUCGAAUGAAUUCAGAUAUGAAGAAACGAGUGCGCUGCGUAACAUUCGUUACUCGAAUGAAAAUGACAUAUGGCGGUCAUGUAUAUGAGGGCGACAUGAGUAAUUUUAAAAGACAUCGACAGGGGCGAAACGUGUAUCCAGAUAAAGGAGUGUAUGAGGGAGAGUGGCGCGAUAGCCUACCACAUGGGAAUGGAACAUACCGAAACAAGAACGGUGCUGUGUAUGUCGGAGCUUGGAAAGAGGGCAAAAAACACGGACAUGGAAGUUUUACGUACGUGGAUGGCCGCAUUGAUAUUGGUACUUGGAUUGACGAUAAAUUUAUUUCUUAG
Molecule: messenger RNA, 801 nt
Organism: Didymodactylos carnosus
Lineage: Eukaryota; Metazoa; Rotifera; Eurotatoria; Philodinida; Philodinidae
Source: the annotation of a GenBank genome assembly